CUCUUCCACCACCACCACCAUAAUCAUCAUGUUUUUCCGCCCUAACGUUCUCUUGUCUGCUGCUUCUAGAGUUGCUACUGCCACUACCACUCAGCAACAUGCCUUACGUACUGUUCUGAGAGCAACUCCCGUCCUCACCACUCGCUUCUACUCUGUAUCACGAGACAAUGUUGAAUCGCGUGUGUUAGACAUUGUCAAGGGAUUCCAAAAGGUGGACGACACCAAGGUUACUCUGUCUUCACACUUUAUCAAAGACCUUGGACUCGAUAGCCUGGACACUGUUGAAGUCGUUAUGGCAAUUGAAGAGGAGUUCUCUGUAGAAAUCCCCGAUAAAGACGCGGAUGCUAUCAAGACUGUGCAGGAAGCUGUGGAUUACAUUGCCAAGCGUGAUGAUGCUCAAUAGAAGAUCUAUAUAUAUAUAUAAUCAGAAGAAGAAGAAAGAAAAGAAAAAACGACACCAAAAGAUACAUUUCUGGACUCUCUUUGUAAUUCCAUAUUAAAAUAAUUACAGUCAAACCAAGCAAGUAAUGAAAAGAACUAGCAAAUAAGAUCAAACUUAGGAUAUUGUGUGUGUGUGUGCAAUUGUACUCAGAGGUAUUAAAGUUAUUAAUGAAACUUUGGAUUCG
Molecule: messenger RNA, 626 nt
Organism: Phycomyces blakesleeanus NRRL 1555(-)
Lineage: Eukaryota; Fungi; Mucoromycota; Mucoromycetes; Mucorales; Phycomycetaceae
Product: NADH dehydrogenase 1, alpha/beta subcomplex subunit 1 NDUFAB1/ACP
Exons: 2
Coding region: 29-403 (124 amino acids)
Biological process (GO): fatty acid biosynthetic process
Cellular component (GO): mitochondrion
Molecular function (GO): acyl carrier activity; acyl binding
Source: RefSeq, a predicted model, not a curated record